AUGUCGGAGUCUCAGCCCUCCCAAACCGCCGCCCCGCAAAGCCGCGGCAGUGGCCGUCGACGCGGCCGCGGAGGAGCUCGCCAGUCGGAGCAAUCGCAGAAUAGUGCGGAGGGCACCGGAAGAGCACCAAGAUCGAGGGGUAAUGGACCGCGCCGAGGCGGUGGAGGUAGAGGAGGCCGCGGUGGACAAAAUCGGGGUACCAGCAAGCCAGAGCCAGACGGGGGUUCGGAAAAUGCCACGAGCACGGAGAAAGCCAAGCAACCUGAGGAAGCGGAAGACGAUGUCGAUGAUGGGGAGGUUUGCUUCAUUUGCGCCUCCAAAGUUGAGCAUAACUCGGUGUCUCCGUGCAAUCACCGCACCUGCCAUAUUUGCGCUCUGAGAUUGCGCGCUCUGUACAAGAACAAAGCCUGCGCACACUGUCGGACGGAGGCCAGUUACGUUAUAUUCACAGAUGAUCCCGCGAAGCGCUAUGAAGAGUUCCGGGAUAGCGACUAUUCCCAGAAAGAUGACAACCUUGGUAUCAAGUACGAACAAGAUGAAAUCUUUGAGGAUACAGUCCUAUUGCUCCGCUACAACUGCCCGGACCGGGACUGUGAUGUGGCUUGCUUGGGGUGGCCAGACUUACACCGUCACGUCAAGUCCAAACACGGCAAGGUGAUGUGCGAUCUAUGUACUCGAAAUAAGAAAGUAUUCACCCAUGAGCACGAGCUCUUUACGCAUGCCGAGCUUCGCAAGCACGAAAAGCAUGGGGAUGAUGUUCCGGGGGCUCUCGACCAGAGUGGUUUUAGGGGCCAUCCCGAGUGCGGGUUUUGUCGCCAGAGGUUCUACGGAGACGAUGAACUAUACGCCCACUGUCGUGACCGCCACGAACGAUGCCACAUUUGUGAUAGACUCUCUACAACUCGCCAACACCAAUACUAUAUCGACUAUAGUGCAUUGGAAAGUCACUUUCAGACGGACCACUACCUAUGCCUGGACAAAGAGUGCCUAGAAAAGAAGUUUGUGGUUUUCGAGUCACAAAUGGAUCUUAAAGCUCAUCAACUGGAAAGCCAUCCAAAUGGGAUUCCAGGACGAGAUGCCCGUGUGGACAUGACCGCUUUCGAAUUCAGAACACCCUAUCAACCUCAAAGACAACGCCGUGGCGCCGGCCGCGGACGAGACCCGAAUGCAGAAACCGCUCCUUUAUCAACUGUGCAACCAUUGCGAAGAGAUGAGAUUGCAUACCAACGACAGAUGGCAAUUCAAAGCGCACAGUCUGUUUCGACACGAAGCUUUGGCGGCCAGCUAUCUCGCGACGAAACACAGACUGUGCGUGCUCCUCCACGCUCCUUAGGCCCUACUCCCACUCGAACACCGCCUGCACCUGCGACGCCAGUCAAUGAGUUCGACAAUCUUAAUAUCACAUCAGCUACGCCAGAGGACCAAGCGCGUCGUUUGCGCCACACGGCUGUCAUCGAGCGAGCUUCCAACCUCCUCGGAAAUGACCAGGGUAAGCUUGGUGAAUUCCGCUCCCGAGUCUCUAGCUACCGCACUGCUGGAAUCUCCGCAACUGAACUCAUCGAUGCCUUCUUCUCUCUCUUUGAUACCUCCAGUUCCGAACUCGGGAAACUCAUCAAAGAGCUUGCAGAGAUUUACGAGGAUGAGGGCAAACGGAAUGCGCUGCUUAAAGCUUGGAACGACUGGCGUGCAAUUAACGAGGACUAUCCUGCCCUUCCAGGACCAGGGGGUAGCAUCCCGGGUAUGUCUCCCGGUACCGUGAAUACAAGCGGCACUGGCGGCACCGGUGGCAGGCGUGUACUUCGUCUGAAAUCUUCAACUGCACAAUCUUCCCGCGCUGCUGCCGGCAGGAGCGGGUCAUCCUCGUCAUCUGCUAACCCUUUCCCUCCUCUUUCUUCCUCACGUCCCUUACCUCGCGGCACCGCUUCCGCUGCAGCAUGGGGUGGUACAUCAGUCGCUGCACCUCCACCUCCUCAGUCCCGGACGUACGCAAAUCCAUCUUCUCGCGCAAACAAUACAUCCACAUCUUCGGGUCGCGUCAAUACCCGUGAUGCAGAAGCAUUCCCCUCUCUCCCUGCUGCCCCUAAGCCGAAUGUUCUCAUGGCUGGUCUGACACGUGGGACCGUACGCUGGGAUGAUCGCCGCCCAGCGCCGGCAAAUGCUUGGGCUUCAUCAGCAGACCCUGGGCCUGGUUCUUCCGCAGAUGAUUUCCCGGAUCUCUCAUCAGCUGGAGCAGGGAAGAAGGGUAAGGGUAAAAAGGGAAAACAAACACUUUUCCAUUUCGGAUAA
Molecule: messenger RNA, 2286 nt
Organism: Aspergillus versicolor CBS 583.65
Lineage: Eukaryota; Fungi; Ascomycota; Eurotiomycetes; Eurotiales; Aspergillaceae
Product: E3 ubiquitin-protein ligase HEL2
Exons: 3
Coding region: 1-2286 (761 amino acids)
Biological process (GO): protein ubiquitination; rescue of stalled cytosolic ribosome
Molecular function (GO): ubiquitin protein ligase activity; ribosome binding
Source: RefSeq, a predicted model, not a curated record